Messenger RNA from Micropterus dolomieu (smallmouth bass), 3600 nucleotides. It is a transcript of the gene gnsb, whose product is annotated as glucosamine (N-acetyl)-6-sulfatase (Sanfilippo disease IIID), b. The transcript is spliced from 13 exons. Bases 131 to 1690 code for a protein of 519 amino acids. Gene Ontology annotation, biological process: glycosaminoglycan metabolic process. The record is from RefSeq and is a predicted model, not a curated record. Lineage: Eukaryota; Metazoa; Chordata; Actinopteri; Centrarchiformes; Centrarchidae. Gene Ontology annotation, molecular function: N-acetylglucosamine-6-sulfatase activity; glycosaminoglycan binding.
GCUCAGAGAGUCCAGCCUGCACGCACGCACAUUUUCAAACACACCCUCGCCCUGCAAAGGAAACGAAACCUCACUUCAGCAGCGUUGGUUGUUGUGUUUGUUGCAGCUGGCCCGGUGCUGUGGAGGCCUAAUGGCAGGUCUGAGGAGCCGAGCUGGAGCGACGGGAGCCCGGGAGAGAGGAGGACAUCCAGCAGCCCUCACGCUGCUCACGCUGCUGCUCACCUGCUGCGUCAGGUGUGCGGAACCAAGCCCCAAACCGAGCAACAUCAUCCUCAUCCUCGCGGACGACCAGGACGUUCAGCUGGGGGGGAUGACCCCAAUGAAGAAAGCUAAAGCUUUAAUAGGAGAUGCAGGAGCAACGUUUGUGAAUGCUUUUACAGUCACGCCGCUGUGCUGCCCCAGCAGGAGCAGCAUUUUGAGUGGUCGGUAUCCCCACAACCACGAGGUGAGGAACAACUCCCUGUCUGGGAACUGCUCCAGCCCUCUGUGGCAGAAAGGCCCCGAGUCCGAGGCCUUCCCCAUCUACCUCAGCAAACAGAAAUACCAGACGUUCUUCGCUGGGAAAUAUCUUAACCAGUACGGUAAGAAUGACGGGGGAGAAGUUGGCUAUGUGCCACCUGGCUGGGACCAGUUUCAUGCGUUGGUGGGGAACUCGCAGUACUACAACUACACACUUUUAGUCAACGGCAAGGAAGAAAAGCACGGAGACAGUUAUGAAAAGGACUACCUAACUGACCUCAUAACGAACCGGUCCCUUCACUUCCUGGAUGACAGGAGCCCUCAACAUCCGUUCUUCCUGAUGCUGUCCCCUCCGGCGCCUCACUCCCCCUGGACUGCAGCGCCGCAGUACGAGAAACAGUUCAGCGACGUCAAAGCCCCGCGAGACGGGAGCUUUGACAAACCAGGGAAGGACAAACACUGGCUCCUGCGUCAGCCCGUUAACCCCAUGCCAAAUAGCUCACUCAACUUCCUGGAUAAUGCGUUCAGGAAAAGGUGGCAGACCCUGUUAUCUGUGGACGACAUGGUGGAGAUGCUGGUCAAGAAACUUGAUAGUAUAAAGGAACUGGACAACACGUAUAUCUUCUACACCUCAGAUAACGGCUACCACACAGGUCAGUUCUCUCUGCCCAUUGAUAAGAGGCAGCUGUAUGAAUUUGACAUCAGGGUCCCGCUCAUGGUCCGUGGUCCUGGAAUCAAACCAAACCAGACCCUGCAGGCCCCGGUGUUGAAUAUUGACCUGGCUCCCACCAUACUGGACAUAUCUGGUCUCAACCUGUCUCUUGUGAAUGUGGACGGGCAGUCUUUCCUCUCCCAGAUGGCCCCAUCUUUGCGUAAUGGAACUGCACGUCCCUUUUUCCUUGUUGAAUACACUGGAGAGGGACACCCAACAACAGAUCCUGCUUGUCCCAAAUUAGGUCCUGGACUCUCCCAAUGUUUUCCAGACUGCGUGUGUGAAGACGCCUACAACAACACCUACGCCUGCGUCAGGACCCUGGACGGUGAACAGAACCUGCAGUACUGCGAGUUUGCAGACAGCGAGUCGUUUGUAGAAGUGUACAACCUGACGUCGGACCCCCACCAGCUGGAGAACAUCGUGAAGACGGUGGAUCCGGCCGUCCUGCAGGCGAUGAACCAGCGGCUCAUAAAGCUCCAGUCCUGUGCGGGCGACAGCUGCCGUGACAUCAAGUGAAGAAGAGGCAACGAGCUCCAUGAAGCUGCCAAACAUGGACCUCUUCAUACUCACAUUGGAAGGUGGGGCUGGUUUAUAUAACAGAAAGGCAACUUUUACCACAAGUAUGAUAGUUGGAGAGGCCUUUUCUAAACAAACAAUGUUUCCUACUGUGAAGUUUUGACAUGUCACAGUAGAAAAAGCACAGGGUGAAUAAUGAAUGACGGCUGGGUUAUAUUUAGCUGCUCCAGUUUCAGGGGCCUGGUUUUGUGCAUGCUGGCUGCCUGGGACGCUCAAAUACAACAGAGGCUUUGUUAAAAGGAGAAGUUCCACAUUUUGGGAAAUACGCUAAUUUGCUUUACUGCUGAAUGUUGAUUCCACUCAUGUCUGAUGAUUAGCCUAAAUUGGCACAAAUGAUUCUGUUAAUUCUUAAUUAAUAACACUGCAAUUAGCCCUUGAAGUGCUUAUUUAAGCUUAAGGGUAAAUAAAUUAUUCCCUUUCAAGCUAGAUGAGAAGAUCGUUACCACUCUCGUCUGUCUAUUAAAUAUGAAGCUGCAGCUGGUUAGUUUAGCUUAGCUUAGCACAAGGACUGAAAGCGGGGGGAAACAGCUAGCCUGGCUCUUUGUUGCAGUAACAAAAUGUGACUACCAGCAGCUCAGUAAUUAACACGCGACAUCUUGUUUGUUUAAUCUGUACAAAAGCCAAAGUUUGUAAGUGACACAUUGCCGUAUUUUGGGGGGAAAAAGCAUUUUUACACUUUUGUACUUCUACACGUUUUCGUAUGGACCCUCAACCAGAAAUCAAAUUUCCCGAAAUGUCAAACUUUUACUUUAAUGUCACCUGUGGUCUUCCUACUAUGACAAGUCAAAAUGUCUGCUGUGAAAAAUAUCAAUUUUCUUCUGAGCUGUGCUCAAAUAUCUCAUACUUUAUUUUCUUUUAAGAUAAACAGUUCGUAUUGUGCAGAUUGGAGUUACUCUACCACUCUGUCACGUGUCUCUGCAUAAAAACUGCACUAUAGACUUCUGUUCUUCACAAUGUUGAAGGUAAAAAAUGCCAUCUGAACAAUUUACCAGUCACAGAAACACAAAAUGUUGCCAGUAUGUGUCAGAUGUGGAGAAUAAUAGUUACACAACCAAAGGUUUAUCAUCUCUAAAGGAAUAGUUUGACAUUUUAGUAAAUAUGCUUCUUUGCUUUUAGAUGAUUAGACUGUUACCAAUCUCAUGUCUGUCGCUUCCAUUAAAAAGCCAUCACCAGCAGUCUGUUAGCUUAGCACGAAAUAAUAGUUGGAAAAGGGGGGAAACAGCUGGCCUGGUGCUGUUCAAAGUAAACAAAAUCCACUCUGUCAGCUCUCCUAGCAAAAUGUUUUUGUUUUGCUGGAGUCAGUGGGCUUGAAUUCUUUUUCAGCAUUUUAAAGGGGUGCGUGACAGAAAAACAGCUGCUGGCUCUUUUUACAUAUUUAACAUGAUUAGUAUCAAUCUUCUCAUCUUACACUCAGAAAAAUUUCCCAAAAUGUCAAACGGUUGCUUUAAGGUGAACCUAUAUAGCAUACGGCUCUGUUCUUUUUAAUAUUUUUGAAUUCAAGCUCACACUUUUAUCUCAAAUGAAAUGAAAGUUAAGAUAAAAAGUCAAAUUAUUGCUCCAACUCUGUGCCUGGACUCGGCUUUUUUAAAUUCUAAUCCUGACGUUUGGUAAUUACAAGAUUUGAAACUGUGUAUUAAUGAUGACAUUUGUGAAGAUGGAAAAAGGGCUGUGAUUCUUUUAAGAUGUGUUGGUGUUUUCUAAUUGUGAGGGAAAUUUUUACAUGGCAACAUUUGAAAUGAACGCUUUAAUCCUGUAUGCCUUGUAUUUGCACUGACGAGGCUCGUGUGCCUUUAAACGUGAAUGUAUUUGCACUGUGAGGAAAUUAAUAAAAAAAAAAAAAACAAGUCAAA